Messenger RNA from Meira miltonrushii, 2558 nucleotides. RefSeq lists its product as uncharacterized. The record is from RefSeq and is a predicted model, not a curated record. NCBI's taxonomy places the organism in Eukaryota, Fungi, Basidiomycota, Exobasidiomycetes, Exobasidiales, Brachybasidiaceae. The transcript has a single exon. Bases 270 to 2393 code for a protein of 707 amino acids.
CUGUGUGUUGAAAAGCAAGAGUGCAUAUAAUGACCGGAAAUUAAGUUCGCUUUUACCGUGCCUGGGGGGAUUUGGAAGGAUGACAAGGUAAGCUGGCUUUUGACUUGAUGCCAUCACUUUGUACUCAUUGUCAGCCCUAGAUCAUUCAUUCUAGCGGCUUGACAAGAGCUUCAAAGAAGAGGAUCAUUCCAUUUUGAAAGAUCGACAGGCGUACAAAAGCCAUCAAAUCACACGACAACUCUUCCUCCCUCAUCAUAGAAAUAGACAGCAUGGCAUCAACAAAGCUGAUCGAAUCAUUGCGCAAUGGACCUGGUUCAUCCUUGAUUCAGCCCACAUCAAGAGCUUUCAUGCUAGGAUACCUAUUAGACGUUUUACCAACAUUAUUCAAACAAGUAUUACGAUAUGUAGUCGUCACCCUGCGCACAAUCGCACGUACACGAAAGCGUAUUUCACAAGAAAGAGCAGCUUCACAAUCAUCACUUGGCAUAACAUCCACUGGCACACAAAUAGAAGCUCCUUCAAGCUCGAAAACAACAUUAUACGGAGAUGGAAUCAAACCAGCCCUACAGCAACUACCGCUCUUGUUGCAAUCUAUCGUCAAGGCCCUUUUGACUUCCUUGGGACCAAAGGGUGUAGCAUUCACUUGUGCUCUUGCAAUGACUAGUACUAUGUUGAUGGAUUCUCUCAUCUCGAGCAUACUCAUGCGCCCUACCAAGAACGCAUUCACCAAUGCUGCCGUCAGAACAGGCCGUCGUCAAGCAUUCAGCACAUUCGUCAGCGCUGCUAUCUCGAGUUCCUUUGCCCUCUAUAUGAUCCAAAAGGAUGCCAUAGGAGACCAUAACGCACUCAAAGCACAAUAUCCAUUUCGAAUUCCUUUCCGCAAAUCAUCGAGCAACAAUAGAUUAUUACCGACACCUUUGGCUCCAGGAGGACAUUUCUUGGCCCGUCUUACGAGUUUGAGUGUGCCUGCAACACCACUAGAAAAGGGAAGCAGAAGUCCGGUAGAGAAAUCCUUCGCUAAACUACCCCCCUCAUCUCCUCAGGAUGAGAAGGAUCCUUCUCGCUCUCGCUCUUCAUCUUCCGCUCAGACUGAUCCUUCUAGUGACGAGCUCGGCACAGCAAGUCCAACGAUCGAUCUAUCCCUCUUUGCCUUGGUACGUGCAAUGGAUACUUUCGUUCGUGUUGUACCACUUCUUUUCGCUUCUCGUAUCAGUUUGAGAGGUACUGCAGUAGGACCUUCUGCGGGAAUGAAGUUGGACACAUCCCGUAAUCACUUGAAUAACGCUCAAAGACAAGCAAGAACAUCGUUACCUGUUCACUUGUUGCAAUCGUUAGGCAGAUUUGGAAAAGAACAAGCAGAAGGAUUGACUUUCGUUGUUGCAUGUGCGAUCAUCAUGUACAAUUGGUUCUAUCAUCCUGAACGCUUACCACCUACAUAUGUGAAAUGGAUUUCGAAUUUGGCAAGCAUGGAUCAUCGUCUAUUGGAAGCACUAAGGUGUAUCAGAAAUGGCAAGCCGCACUACUUGCGAUACGGUGAUCGACAAACUGAGCCAGCAGCAAUUGAUCUGCUAGGAUCGCUAUCAGAAUCAAUGGGACAUCCUUACGGAUGGGGAGACAUCACAAGAUUACCACAUACUCGCGAGGAAGCAAAACAGAUGAAGAAAGAAGCGAUCAAGAAUGGCGAUCAAUCACAGUACAUUCUACAUGGAGCCGCAGGACCACGAGGCAGAGGAGAUUUGGGUGGAUUACCGUGUGAAUUGGUUCAUUGCGGUAUUGGUGGACCGAAUUGUUUCAAAAAUGCACUUUAUCGUUUCUUACGUGCAUGGAAAGUUUGUAUGGGAAUUUAUUUCCCGGUUCAUUUGGUGCCAAGGUUAAUCUUUGGACCUGGACAAUUCAAACGUGAACCUAUUCAAGCUUUAACGAAAGUAUUGAAAGGAAGUAUGCGUAGUGCAACAUUCUUGUCAACUUAUAUUGCAAGUAUUUGGUUCAUGGUUUGCAUGGCACGUUCGAUGGUCUUGCCACGCUUGUUCCCCAAUAUCUCUUUCCGGUACUGGGAUAGCGGUCUAGGACCCAUCCUUGGUUCAUGGACCUGUGGCUGGAGUGUGUUUAUCGAAGAGAAACGCAAGAGAGCCGAAAUGGCAUUGUAUGUUGCACCAAGAGCAUUGUUCGCUUUAGCAGAAAUGUCAAAGCCAGGAUGGUUAUCGAAAGGACAAAAGAGUGCUUUACAAGCUGAGAGAUUGUUAUUUGGAAUGAGCGUUGGUAUCGUUAUUGCUGCUGCUAAACAUCGACCUGAAGUUCUUCGUGGACUUACCGCUUUGAUUGGUUGGGUUGUUGCACCGGCACCACAAGCAGGAUCGAAGCGUGUUCGUGCUACUGCACCCAGAUCAGCAUGAUUACCUUUCGCAUUUUAGGAUCUUCUUAGCCAUUUGUAGACUAUAAAAACAAUUCCUUUGUUGCAUGUUCGCAGAGUUGUAAACACACAGAAAGAGUGGAUGAAAUGGAUGGAUUAUGUAUACAAUAUGAAUUAAAGAUUACAAAUACAGGAAUGGCAAAUUUAU